AUGUCUGGCCAGGGUCGCUUGAGGAACAGAUACUCCUUGGGCCGUCUCCGAGAAAAAUUCCACUGGCGGUCACGUCCACAGUCGGGUGACAAUGUUGUAGAGAGGAUGCCAAAUGUGCCAACACCAAUUGGCAUAGAUGGUAGCCAGGUUUCCAAUGAGGGAAGCCUACAAUCUUCGCAAGCUGAUGAUCAUGCUCUUGAUGUCUCCAAUCAGGCCAGACAAAACAUCCGUCCCUCAACAGACGACCAAGUCCGAAUCAACGUCUCUGGUCUUAAGAAACCUGGAUGCGCUGAUCUAACGAGCGAAGAAAUCCUCAUUGGCAAGAGUGAAGAAGUCUAUCAACUCAUUGAGAUACUGAGGCGCCGAGGAUAUACCGAUAUCUGUGGCUUUCAAGGCGUGUCUUCCCGCUCCCCACCCGUAGGCCCAAUCACCCGUCUCGACUGCGAUCUCCCGGUUGAGGUCGUGACUGGGGAAUCAUGCUAUUCACUCUCGAAAGGUCUGAAAAUCAACGCGGACCAGACUCUUAUCGAUUUCUAUGAUCAAUUCGUGUCUGGACCCCGCUGUUCAGCUCCGCCUAUUUCGUCCACCGUUUGCUCGGACAGCAUCCUCGUCCGAGAUGCGAGAGAUUGUGAUGCUGCGAAGGGGCUGGAAAUCAAGUUUCACCGAACUCUGCGAGCACCUGAUGAUGGCAAGAUUUACCCACUGUCGACAGAUUUCGGGCAGGUCAAAAUGCUUCCCGUGGCAAGCUUGUCAACAAAACUACCGCCAGACACGAGCGCAGCGGGCGGGGCCUUGUUUCCACUCUAUCAGCGGGAGGCGGUUGUGGUUCAUUUCGACCGAACAAUCUCAGGGUGGAUGGAUCCUGAUGCCCCUGCGACUUUCGCCAUCAGAGCAUUUGAGGGACAUAUAAACUGUAUUACCGGCCGCCCCGAGUCAUUCGCCAAAAAUACUUCUGUUCAGGAUUAUGUUGUCUUCCCCCUCCAACAACGUCUCGAUGGCUGUGUAUCUCAGUCCGGUGGGACCAACCAGUUUGUCUCCCUGCCACUGGGAUCGAACAGCAGAUCUCCAUCGCAGGCUCCUACGAAAAUCUUGCGAUUCCAAGUGGCACCAAGGUAUCCAGAUGGCUGCAACUUCAUCAUGAGCGAUAAAAAGUUUCCGGGGCUGGACAUUCACGCAACUCCAAACCAACUAAGGCUCAAUGUUGGAACAUCAAUCAAGAUGGGUGGAAGUCUGCAUUGCCAGCGGAGACUGAAGGAGACUGCCUACAGGACCGCCUCUCUGGAGCUUUUCAAGAACGAGGAUCUAUACCCCUUCCCCAAAGACCACUGUCGGCCUACGUAUAUCUGGGAGCUCAAAGGCCUGAAUACGGGUAAAGACUCACGACAGCCAGAAGGAACUUGGUCUAUUAGCUCCGUGGGAAGUCUUUUGCUGUCAGCUGACUGGCUAUCCUUUGGUAUUUCUGGAACCCCAAACACCACCAUCCAUAUAUCUCCAUUCCACAAUUUGCAAAGUUUCAGAGCUCGGAUCAAAUCUCGAAUGCCGCAAGAAAGCCCGGCCUUCGAUCAUAACAAGCUCGCAAUUGAUGAGAACGUCCUUCUGGAAGACCCUGAUACCUGUAGAAUAGUCCAACACGGACUCCGCUCCAACAGCCAUGCGGGGACCCUCACUCUGACCAAAGAAACAAUUGAAACUCUGCAAAAGCAGGUUAACCUCUAUGGCAAGAGCCGGCGGCCUUUGUCAAGAUGGGAUGUCGGCCUCAUUGCUGGUGGAAGAGCAGGUAUGGACGUCCACGCUGAUGACAAUCCAAAAGCUUGGAAUUGGACCUGCUCUAGCCUAGUCACCGUCCAUAUCCUGAACCACCUCGCCUUUGAAGAAGUCACAUCAAUCGCGUGUCCGUCCACGCCAAUAGAGCUAUCCAGCUAUCUUACCCACAAAAUCCCUGUGUCCACCUUCAAGGAAGCUGGUGUGAGUCCUUCUAUUGACAACACGCGUGUUAUCCACGCCGGAAUCGUUAUGCAGAACGGGAGACAAGUGGCUUGCUUGCUCUGCGAGGAGAAUUUUUGCGAUACACUGUAG
Fonsecaea nubica is the source of this 2076-nucleotide messenger RNA. RefSeq lists its product as hypothetical. Lineage: Eukaryota; Fungi; Ascomycota; Eurotiomycetes; Chaetothyriales; Herpotrichiellaceae. The transcript has 3 exons. Bases 1 to 2076 code for a protein of 691 amino acids. The record is from RefSeq and is a predicted model, not a curated record.